Messenger RNA from Arachis stenosperma, 2165 nucleotides. Its product is annotated as cleavage stimulating factor 64. Lineage: Eukaryota; Viridiplantae; Streptophyta; Magnoliopsida; Fabales; Fabaceae. The transcript is spliced from 10 exons. Gene Ontology annotation, cellular component: mRNA cleavage and polyadenylation specificity factor complex. Gene Ontology annotation, molecular function: mRNA binding. Gene Ontology annotation, biological process: mRNA 3'-end processing. The coding region runs from base 260 to 1855 and encodes 531 amino acids. The record is from RefSeq and is a predicted model, not a curated record.
AACCAAAAAUACCCAGGAGAAAAAGAAAACGUAGAAACAAGUAAAGGAAGAUGAAAGUAGAUUGAAGAAGGAGGGCAACGCAGCGUUAACUGUGUCUCUGUUAUCGUUACUGAAGAACAAGGAGAGAUCCAAAACGACGCAGUCUCUCUUCUCUUUCUCUUAUCUCUCUCUCUCUCUCUUCUUGUGUGUGAACAAGGGAUGCUUCUGAAGAGGAAGAAGAUGGAGCAGAGCUUCACCUUCUUCUUCUCCUCUUAAUCCCAUGGCCUCCUCUCAGCAUCGCUGCGUUUUCGUUGGCAAUAUACCAUAUGAUGCCACAGAGGAACAGCUUAUUGAAAUCUGCCAGGAGGUUGGUCCUGUAGUCUCAUUCAGAUUAGUUAUUGAUAGAGAAACUGGGAAGCCAAAGGGUUAUGGGUUCUGUGAGUAUAAGGAUGAAGAGACAGCUUUGAGUGCUCGGCGGAAUCUUCAGGGUUAUGAAAUUAACGGGCGGCAAUUGCGUGUUGAUUUUGCUGAAAAUGAUAAAGGGAAUGAUAGAAAUAGAGAGCAGGGUCGUGGAGGGCCUGGACUGUCAGCAAAUGUUGACCCUCAGAAACAUGUAGGAAGCAGCUCAGUUAUCCAAGGGGAUGCUGCUCAUCAUCAACCUAUUGGUCUCCAUAUUGCCAUAACAGCUGCGUCUGUCAUGACAGCAGCUCUAGGUGGUGCUCAGUUUGGCGUCCAGUCGGCUCAAAAUGGUUUGCAGAGUCAGUCAGCAUUGGCACAUGAUCCGUUAACUCUGCACCUUGCUAAAAUGUCAAGGAAUCAGUUAAAUGAGAUAAUCUCUGAGGUCAAGGCAAUGGCUACACAGAAUAAGGACAUGGCUCGGCAACUGUUGCUUUCAAGACCACAGUUGCCAAAGGCUCUUUUUCAGGCUCAGAUAAUGCUAGGAAUGGUGACCUCCCAAGUGUUACAAAUGCCAAACCUUAGGAUGGUUUCGGAGCAGGCCUCACAAUCUUCAGUAAAUGAAGGCCAGCUAGGUCAGCCGGCAUUAGUUCAGACUCUGUCUGGCCUACCCCAGAGCUUGGGACAGAGUACAUUGCAGCCUGGUUUGACACCUUAUGUUCAAGAAGGUCAAGCGAACGUCAUGCCCCAUAAUCCUUUGGUUCCUAAUCAAUUGAAUGCACAUCCAAGGCCUCCGUUGCAGCCUAGAGUGCCACUUCAACAACAUUCAAUCAACCAUGUUGGACAGUUGGGAACGCUGUCAGGGCAGUCAAAUUUAAUGCCUCCUUCAGCACGACCCCAGUCAUUGGGGGGUUUGUCUAUGAGGCCCUCAGUUCAAUCUUCAACGUCGACUGCCCCGAACCAGCAAAGGCAUGCCCCUUUGCCACCACAUUCAGCACUUGUUGGAAGCUCAACUGUAGGACAUAAUAUUCAAAUGGUUCGACCAGAUGCAAGCUUUCAGCCUAGCCCCUCUGUAUCAUCAGGAAUUCCUCACUUAAUUAGUAAGGAAGGUGAUAGAUCUGCAUAUUCAAACAUGCCUUUGGGAGUAGAGAAAACAAAUAUGGUUCAUGGUUUGUCUGAAUCGUUGCGUCGCCCUUCAAAGCUCAUGAAAUUGGAUGACGGAAGGAGUACGCCUUUUCCUUUUGCGGAUGUGCCUGUGACCAAUGGUUCAUCCCACAUUCUUGGAAGCAACUCGUUGCCUGCUCUUGCAGCUCCUAAAACAGAAGUGCCUGCUCAGCUUCCAGCAGAUGUAGAGUCUGCUUUACUGCAACAAGUGUUGAAUCUAACACCGGAGCAAUUGAGUUCGCUGCCGCCAGAGCAGCAACAACAGGUCAUUCAGCUCCAGCAGGCUCUACGGCGAGAUCAGAUGCAGUCCUCAUAGCAGACAAAAAACAAACCAAUAGUUACAAUACGCACCAGUGUUAUCAUAUGCUAUAGAUUAGGUUCAGAAUAUCAAAAUCCAAUUCUGGUCUCUUGUAUAUUAUCAUUUGCUGUAGAUCAGUUCAGAAAUAUGGAAAUUCUUUUUGAGCACUGUUGCAUUUUAUCCUUUCGUUUUUGUAUUUUAUUUUCUAAUCCCGUGGCCGAAUAUUUGACAUUACAUUGAGAAGCUCCACAUGAGUGUACCGGAUAUCCUUCAGAAGAGUCUGUACAAUAAUAACUAUGCAGAUUAAAAUUUUGCCAUUUUUGGUUCA